Messenger RNA from Hibiscus syriacus, 1194 nucleotides. Its product is annotated as splicing factor 3B subunit 4-like. Bases 389 to 982 code for a protein of 197 amino acids. The transcript has 4 exons. NCBI's taxonomy places the organism in Eukaryota, Viridiplantae, Streptophyta, Magnoliopsida, Malvales, Malvaceae. The record is from RefSeq and is a predicted model, not a curated record. Gene Ontology annotation, molecular function: RNA binding.
AUUAAACCCUCCACCUUCCAUUAUUCUUUUUCUUGUUUAUCUCAGUCGAUCUAGAGCCCUCCUAGCAUUGAAUCAUCAAAAUCAGCACAAAAUCCCGUAGAUCGCCCACCGGAAGCGUUGUCCAUCGCGGCGCUCCGUCUCCGGUUGCCACUAGCUGGGUUAUUUACCAAAUUCCAUCCAACGAAUCCCAUUGACCACCCCUCUCACCUUAUCCAUAUAAAUUCUUCCUGAAAAAAUCCCUAAGCCUCCGAUUACGGCCUACAAAGCUUAUCUUAAUAUUCCCCUUUCAUACUCCACAUCAAAGCAUCCUUAAAGUUAUUAUCAUUGUGGUGUCGGUGUUGGAAAUUGCUUGCCUUUGAUUCUGUAGGUAUUUGUAUUUCCAGCAACUAUGUCAGGGAAUUCUAGCUGCAGCGUAUACAUAGGUAAUUUGGAUGAAAGAGUAAGCGACAGAGCUCUAUAUGACAUUCUUAUCCAAGCAGGGAGGGUAGUAGAUUUGUAUAUCCCCCGAGACAAGGAAACCGAUAAGCACAAAGGAUUUGCCUUUGUGGAAUACGAAAAUGAGGACGUUGCUGAUUAUGCUGUCAGGCUUUUCUCUGGCCUUGUCACUCUCUAUAAUCGGACCUUGAAAUUUGCUAUUUCUGGGCAAGACAAGACUUCACAGAACCCUCCCUAUGCAGCCAUGCCUGCUACAAAUUCAUCCUACAAGUCAAGGCAUCAGCAUGGAGUAGCUAACCACAUGGAAGUCUCUCAGCAACUAAAGAGGUCAUCAACCCCUUCUAGGGUUCCAGAUUAUCCUGCACGUUACACCCAAGUGCUACCUCCACCUGGUGUUGCUCACCACUCUAAUGGGUAUGGAUUACAUUUCAAUGAUACCAAUUAUGAAUACAGUCGAAGGGUUUUGGGGGCAACAUUGGAUAGCUUUAGUCGCCCUAGGUCACGUCGUUAUGGAACAAGUGACCCAAUUUCAUAUCCAUCUUACUGAUAUUUAUUAUGACAGCUAUAUGAGGGUAAAAUUCUUACAUGACGCGCUUAAUAUUGAUGGAACAAUUGUAAUUAUUCAAACAAGAUAGGUGGUAGAGUUAUGGGUAAGAAGGGGCAAAGUUAGAUCUGAUGUAAGUUAUUUUGUGGUCCCAUCAUCGUUUGUUUAUGAAUAAUACAUUUCAUUGUGUGGUACUAUAUCAUUAUUGUUUUUUU